This is a messenger RNA of Suillus fuscotomentosus, 1398 nucleotides long. RefSeq lists its product as uncharacterized. NCBI's taxonomy places the organism in Eukaryota, Fungi, Basidiomycota, Agaricomycetes, Boletales, Suillaceae. The record is from RefSeq and is a predicted model, not a curated record. Bases 1 to 1398 code for a protein of 465 amino acids. The transcript is spliced from 3 exons.
AUGGCUGUCCGGGUAUCCGACUCGCCAUUUAUGGGUGAAACCGAACUGUCCAAUGUGUUUGCGGAUGGAAUAGAGCGCGGAUGCAUUCAUAUCGUCGUACAACAUCCUGCCAUUGCACGACAAAUUCCAGCUGUUGAUCGGCGAAUCGCUUAUCUCAAGAAGGGCGCGGGUAGUCCGUCGGCCGGAGCAAAACCAUCCGCAUUCUCUAUGAAGCAGGACCAGCAAGAGUACCUUUGCAAUCGUCCUCGCAGAGCCGCGGACCCUGUUCCCAUUACUCUUCUCGAGCCUAUCUUUGCCGAGUUCGUGGAUGAUUGUCAAAAUCAUCAACCAACCGUCCGUGAUAAUGACGUUGUUUUGCAACUGUCGGAAAAGAUGGCCUCCUUCUAUCCCAAUGAACUCGCGCGGAUGAAUACAUUCCGGCAAGUACUCCGGGACUACGGUAUUAUACUGAAUGCUUCUAUGGUUGGCUCGACCGGAUGUACAAUGGACGGACAUCUUUUGUCUACCAACAGACAGUUUGUGCUGAUGAUUAUUGAGGGGAAGAACGAGAUCGGAAGCGGCGCUGCCGAACCAUUUAUGGAGGCGAUGCUGUACUACCGCAAGUUUAUGGAAGACUCGAAGAUUGAGAUGGCGAGGCUCCGGUCUUUCAUUCCAUGCAUCCAUAUCAUCGUCUUCAGGGCAUGCAUCGGCUUUUCAGGCUCUGUUUUCACUGAAAAAGUCCAGUCCGAUGUCCUGGUCCCUAUCAUUCCUUUGUUUUGGCAUUCAACAGACCUCCACAUGCAAGUGAUGGCAGCUCAUACUUUCGGGGCUCUCAAAAUUGCCGUCGAGAAACUUACCAAACUAUACUCCCGUCCAAUCCCGUCCCUCGCACCCGAAGAUCCAUAUCUUAAAUGUCCUUACCCUCGGAGUUAUACCACUUCCACCGGUUUCAUUCAGCAAUUCUCAUAUGAUGAGAUUCAAAUCCUCAGGGAUCGACUUAUCUUCUUCGGGGAAACUGUCGGCGGUGUGGCUGGGAGCAAGAUAUGCAUGAAUGAGAUAAGUGUGUCGGACCGUCAGCCGCUGAAGGAGACCAUCACCACUCUCAUCCGGGAGUUACACAAUCACAAUGACGGCUACGUUCAUGGCGACCUCCGAGAUACCAAUUUCGUUGUGCGGGACGACAAACACUUCAUGCUGCUCGAUUUCGAUUGGGCCAGACCGAUCCAGAAGACGCAUUAUCCUAUGUAUGUCAAUUGGGAGGAUAUUCAACGGCCUGACGGUGCGUGGGAUGGGCAGAAGAUUGUGGCGGAGCAUGAUUUGGAUAUGCUGAAUUAUCUAUUUCAUCCUGAGCAAGAUGUUCGGGAGCCAGCUGCAAAGCGCCGCCGUAUAUUUGGUGAAGGGUCGCUAACGGUCAUUUGA